Molecule: messenger RNA, 510 nt
Organism: Diaporthe citri
Lineage: Eukaryota; Fungi; Ascomycota; Sordariomycetes; Diaporthales; Diaporthaceae
Exons: 3
Coding region: 1-510 (169 amino acids)
Source: RefSeq, a predicted model, not a curated record
AUGGAGCUCCGAACAGAGAUGGGCAAGUUCCUGAGGCCGUCCGUCAACCAGUCCCCGACGCUGGAGAAGUGCAUCUUCAACCAAGUCUCUGCGAGGGAGCCACUUCCUGAGAUUUUGUUCCCCGAAGACACAAAUAAGCCCUCGACCACGGACGUCCUCGGCGAGGGCGCUUGCGACUACAUCUACUUGGGCGUCUUUGGCGAGUCCAUGUGCAAGCUCACCGGUGGCUGGUUCACGGCCCCUGACGGCUGCUCGUACCAGUUCACGGGGUGCGGCACCGGGCUCGGCAACUUCUGUCUCUCGAACGAGGAUGGCUCUCUCAAGUCGUGCCCCCUUGUCUGGGACCGCCACGACCGCGAGGGCGAUGGCUGUAGCAAUGAGUAUGGGAGCUACUGGGUCGACCGGUACUUCAUCUUCUGGGCGACUUCUUCGGUGAUGCCCCAAGGUGAUGUCGGCGACUCGGCCUGUGACGGCGAGAUGACAAUGGCGAGGGGAUGCGUUAUGAGAUGA